GAAUGAGCUGAACGGACAAAAUCAUGCCGUCGCUCUUAGAGAUGAUGUCAGCUCCGAGAGGGAGGGUUUAGUGAAACAUAUGUAGGAAAGCAGCAUAGCCCCGUUCCUCUACAAUCUUUUGUCCAGGCAGAUCCUAUGACAUUUUCUUGGAAAAAUAAACCUUGCGAAGCAGCCCUUCAGGCAAGUAUUUCUGUGUACGAUUUGCAUAGAUUCGAUGAAAAACUUGAAAAAAAUUAGCCCAUUUUCUACUGGGUACCGGAAGAGGGUUUUUUUUUAUGAACUUCAGUAGUAGAAUAGGAGCGGAUAACAAUUGCACACACACGUUUCCAGCCGGUGAGUAAGGACCGCCGUGUGCCGUGCCUUGUGUGCGAUGCCCGGCGCUCGCCAGCCGCCGUCCCCUCGGCAGAGCUUCAUCCACGGCCCCGACCGCCCCGGCGGGAGGCAGGGUGGGACCGUGAGAGGUAGUUUGCUUCAUCUGCAUAAAAGUAACUGCGGGGUGGGAGGAAACAUCUCAUAAUUAGAACACGGGACAGAAAUCCAGGUUUCUACCAACUCCGCCACAGAGCGAGUUUGUUAUCCUUGGCGGAAAGGUCUCCCGCCUCCCCUGAGCCGCCUGCCCGGGCAGGGGCAGCGAGGCCCGGGGGACCCGCACAGUAAGCGGCCCUAAGCACCGGAGGUUCCUUCGGGUGGCGGCAGGAUCCGUGCCAGGCCAGGAGGAUCCGCUGCCCCGACCGGCCAGACCACUUCGGCCCACUGCCUCCCGCCUAACUCGCCCCAGCCGGAAUACGGAACACUUUAUAUUCAAGAAUACAAGAAAAACAACAAAGUGGAGUCAAGUACAUGCAGCAGCUUCAUGGGCUUGAAGGAUCAUCUGGGGCAUGACUUAGGCCACCUUUAUGUGGGGAGCACUGGCACACAAAUAAAUGCAAUUGAACCUUGGUCAAUGGCAGAGAAGCCAACGAUGGAUAAGGUUAAUUCUAGGAAAGAAGAUGUAGACAAAGAGGUAUCUGAAGAGACUUCUGGAAGCUCUAGUUGUGACUCUGAAGAAAGCACAAAUUCUGACAAUGAUUCAGAGAGACUGAAUAAUUCUGCAUCAGAAUCGCAUUUACUGCCUAAGACUCACCGACAGCUGUGCCGGUCUCCUUGCUUAGAGCCUCACAUACUAAAACGAAAUGAAAUCUUGCAAGACUUUAGGAUAGAAGAGGCUCAGAUAGUACCUAAGGAAGUAAAAAAGCCCCCUGAUGUGGUGAAAGAAUAUCAAACCAAACUGGAGUUUGCACUUAAGUUGGGUUACUCUGAAGAGCAGGUUCAACUUGUACUAAAUAAACUUGGUACUGAUGCUUUAAUAAAUGAUAUUUUGGGAGAACUUGUCAAACUUGGGAAUAAAACUGAGACUGAUCAGACUGUAACUAAUGCUAACACUAGUGUAAUGCGUGAAGCGUCUUCCAUAGAGUCUCAGAGGUCAGAAUCUCCACUGCAGGAGGAUGUGACGGAGGAUGGUGACAACCUGAGGCCAAUAGUUAUUGAUGGCAGCAAUGUUGCAAUGAGCCACGGGAACAAAGAAGUGUUUUCUUGUCGAGGAAUCAAAUUGGCAGUAGACUGGUUUUUGGAAAGAGGCCACAAGGAUGUUACUGUGUUUGUGCCAGCAUGGAGGAAAGAACAGUCGAGACCUGAUGCGCUUAUCACAGAUCAAGAAAUCUUGCGUAAAUUAGAAAAGGAGAAGAUUCUUGUGUUCACACCAUCCCGCCGAGUGCAAGGGAGAAGGGUGGUGUGCUAUGAUGACCGAUUCAUAGUGAAGUUGGCCUUUGAGUCAGAUGGCAUUAUUGUUUCUAAUGAUAACUACAGGGAUCUAGCCAAUGAAAAGCCUGAAUGGAAGAAGUUCAUAGAUGAACGCUUGCUGAUGUAUUCAUUUGUUAAUGACAAAUUUAUGCCUCCUGAUGAUCCUCUUGGCCGCCAUGGUCCAAGUCUGGACAAUUUUCUUAGGAAGAAGCCUAUUGUACCAGAACACAAGAAGCAACCAUGUCCAUACGGGAAGAAAUGUACCUAUGGGCACAAAUGCAAAUACUAUCAUCCAGAAAGAGGAAAUCAGCCUCAGCGGUCUGUAGCUGAUGAACUUCGUGCCAUGUCUAGAAACACAGCUGCCAAAACUACAAGUGAAGGAGGACUGGUAAAAAGCAAUAGUGUUCCCUGUAGCACUAAAAAUGACGGCACUUCUGAGCUGAAGCGUGCUGCUCCAAAGAGGCAAUCUGAUCCUAGUAUAAGGACUCAAGUCUAUCAAGACUUAGAGGAAAAGCUUCCCACCAAAAACAAAUUGGAAACCAGGUCUGUACCUUCUUUAGUUAGUAUACCAAGUUCCUCUGCUGCAAAAUCCCAAAGUACUGCACCUUUAACUAACGGCCUUCCAUCUGGAGUUCACUUUCCACCUCAGGAUCAAAGACCACAGGGACAGUAUCCUGCAGUGAUGAUGGCAACCAAAAAUCAUGGAACGCCAAUGCCUUAUGACCAGUAUCCAAAAUGUGAGUCUCCUGUGGACGUAGGUUAUUACUCUAUGCUGAGUGCGUAUUCAAAUCUAAGUAUAUCUGGUCCGCGUAGUCCUGAAAGGCGCUUCUCCCUGGACACAGAUUAUAGGAUUAGCUCUGUAGCUUCUGAUUGCAGCAGCGAAGGGAGCAUUAGCUGUGGCAGUAGUGAUUCGUACGUGGGUUACAGUGAUCGCUCUUACAUGAGUUCGCCGGACCCGCAGCUAGAUGAGAAUUUGAAGUGCCAACAUAUGCACUCCCAUGGCCGCCUUAACACUCAGCCCUUCCUACAGAGCUACCACGAACCUCUCACACGAGUGCAAAGCUAUAGUCACGAAGAACCAAAGCAUCACCACAAACCUCCAGUUCCAUACAUGGCUGUGCAUCUACAGCAUCCCACAGUCGGUGCUCGUUCUAGUUGUCCAAAUGACUACUCUACGUCUCAGAGUUCAUCACAUUCAAAGACCAUGCAUCUGGGGAGAGCCCUCGUGUCCACAAGAAUAGACAGCAUUUCAGACUCGCGUUUAUAUGAUAAUUCUCCAUUAAGACACAGAAAGCCUUAUUCUGGCCAAGACGGGCUUGGAAGUUGGGAUAGGCAGAGUUAUGGGCUGGAUGCAUAUGGCUACCGCCAGACCUACUCCUUGCCGAGUAACCCCACACAGCCGUGUUACGAGCAGUUUGCCUUCCAAAGCUUACCUGAACAGCAGGACCAGACCUGGCGCGUACCUUACUGUGGAAUUCCUCAAGACCCUCCAAGGCACCAAGACACCCGGGAGAAGGUUUACAUUAACCUCUGCAACAUCUUCCCCCCUGAUCUUGUGAGGAUCGUUAUGAAGAAGAACCCUCACGUGAUGGACGCUCAGCAGCUCGCUGCAGCUAUCUUAGUGGAAAAAUCUCAGCUAGGUUAUUGAGAGAUGAUGCAUCUUUGUGGUGUCUAGUAGUUUUCAGCUCAGCUCUAACGCUGAGGGAGGUUUGCUACAAUAGCAUUUGGGAUCUCCUUCUCAGCAAGGAGGUUAUAUAGUAAUCCGUUUAUGUGAAAUACUGUAUCAUGGAGUCUGUGUGUAUAGCCCCAUGCAUCAGAAGUACCAGAUAUGUUUUGUGUUCUAGUCUGAAAAUUUUUAAAUGGCUAUUUUCACAGCUGGAGAAUGUUCCAGUUUAAAUUUAUAUAUAUAUAUAUAUAUAAAAAAAAAAAAAAUGUGGUCUCUGGUUAUAAUCUUUGGUGCAUCAGGGGUUUAUAUGCAGCACUUUCUAUCCUUGUUACAUGUUGGGAUUUUUGUUUUCGUUUUUAACUUGCUGGGUCUUUGUCCUUGGGCUGCGUGGUAUUAAAACAACCUGCAGAAAGAGGAUUUUGCUAUUUCUGGCACGCAAUUUUUCAAGCCAAGUUUUUGAACUUUUUACAACACCGUAAGUGUGUAUGUUUGUUUUUUGUGAGCUUUUUUGUGCUAUAAUCAUCUUUUUAUAGGAAACAAAGAUUUACUACAGCACUGACUUCAUUUUUUUUUUAAACAAAUAAUUGAGUUACCAGUUAAACAGUGAAAUGGGUAACAAUAUAUUGGUAAUUUAUAGUAUGGCACUUUUCAUUGCUUGCUUUGUUUUGUUUAAAUAGUUAAUUGUAUUGUUGAUGCAUUCGAUUAGUAAAAUCAAAUGCAAUCAGACAAGGAAAAAAAAUUUUUUUUUUCACUAAUUUAUGGGUAAGAGAAAAGCCUUAUUGCCUGAUUUUCAGAGGUGCUGAGAAUUUGCAGCGCCUGUUGAACUGACGAGAAGCUGCAGAUGCUCAGAACCUCCCCAAACCAGGCCACCCUGUUUCAGUUCCCGUGUGUUGUUACCAAGCUGUGUGUAUUUCUGGUCAGUAGAAGGGGGCCUGAAAUUGUAGGGUCCUGCUUAGCUGUUUUAUGUGGGGGUUUUUCUUUGUAUUGCUGCACAAGUGUACUGGAUAAAAUAUGCUUUUCAUAAAAUAUUUACCUGUUUUUAAAUGAAUUUAAUUAUCUCAAUGCAAUUUUGUAUUUAAGAUACUGUUUUGAUUUUUCUUGCUAUUUAUCAAGGCUGGCCUGAAAAGGUUUUGUGUGUUGAGGAUAUGCAACAUUAUUAACUGCACUAUGGUAAUGAUAUUGUAGCUCAAAAUAAUAACUUAAACUUUUUUUUUUUCUUUCUGUUUUGCCUGGGGAGGGGAGGGUUGCAGAGAGAGAAGAUACUGUUAUGUGUUCCUGAAGCUAGUUUUUGGUCUGUUGCAUCAUUUAGGCCUGAUUCUUGCCACAAAUAGUGUAGUUUUAGAAACAGACAAACCAAGUCUGUUUUAGUAUUAGUAAGGGAUAUUUCUGGUUUUAAGUCAUGGGUUUUACUAGCACCUCGUAAGCUUUUAUAUAUAUAUAUAUAUACAUAUAAUAGAAAUAGAUUUUGCAAUUGAUGUCAGAUAUACUUGCCGACAGUUUUAGGUUUCCAUCCAUUGUAAUGAUGUUCAGCAUUAAAAAAAAAAAAAAUCACAAGUUUACACUAUUACUGCUGAUAAUUUUGGUACACUUGCUGGAAUUUAAAGUAAGGCCCUGAAGAACCAGAAAGUACCUUUUACUGUUGAUACAAAUUGUAUCUUUUUAACUGAGAACUAUUUUGAUUUGUAGAUGUAGUAGAAACACAAAUGUAUAACUAUAACUAGUCUUUUGGGCAACAUUUUAUCCCUUAUUUAAAAAUUAGAGAUUUCAGACAUAGAGUAGACUUAGGCAAGUAAAAGUAGAUAGGUGUCUGUCUCAAUUUCACAUAUUAAAAAGAAAAAAGAAACUAUUGGCAUCUUCUUCCUCCCUCUAAAAUCUUUGUAGUGGGAACUCACUAAAAUAAAGGUAAAAUGCUGCCUGAAAAUGAUGUCCAAGCACCUUUGAAUACGAAGAUGUUUUCACUACUUGUGUGACACUGUGUGUUGCAGCGAGUAGGGUUUGGGUAUACAGUAAAUGCUUCUAAAGAGCAUUGUGCUUAUAGACAUAUCCAAUAAUCUGAACCAUGUUCAGCAAACCAAUUCAGGACGUAGUGUUCGUGCAGCUUCCACUGCUGAUGUGCUGCGGGAUCUGCCAUUGCCUGUCCCAGCGGCGGUACCAGAGGGGCUCUAUGCCAUCUGUCCUGCUUUACCUGUUUAGGGAGAGGACCUCUUCACCUGUCGCAACAGUUUUUCCCUGGAUUUGGAUGGUCGUGAUCUGUAGAGCGUGUUUUAAUGUAGAGGUCGAUGCAGCGCUGAUGCUGAGGUUUGGACUGGGAAAUGGGUCUCAUCUUAGUUGUACACUAAGAUUUUUUUAAAUUGAAUUACACUCAAGUACUACACCAUAGUGUAGAUGCAUCUGUUUUAAUAAUGCAAGUAUUAUAUUUGUGUUUUUUAAUGGGUUUCUACAUUUAUUUUUUAUGUAGGAAUUUACUUCUGCCGAAAGUUGAAUUCCUUUAAGCAUGAACAGAAACGUGUAUGUAAUAGAGGCAUUUUGUCUUUUUCCCUAUCGCAUGAGCAUCAGAAUGCUUCCUACCAUGUACAUGAAGCUGUCUGGCCUAGAGUGUUGGAUCAGCAGGCUUAGCCACGUUGUUAAAACGGUGUGAGGAGACGUGUGGGGCUGUGUGCUGCAGUGGCCAGGCCUGGGUUAUCAUGGCACUGAUUGCCUCCACAUACGUUUAAUGCAGUAUUGAAUCCCUGAAAGUGUGGUGAUUGCUAGAGAAUUCUUGUAAUAGGUUCUGUGCUUUGUACUCAAGCACUGAAAAUGCUUUAAAAGUAGAAGUCAAUUGGUGGGUUUUGAUGUUGUGCAAUGAUAUGCUAGUUCCUCUUAGACUCUGUUAUGUUGGGUAAAGCAAAUUUACUGUGGACAAAACAUUGGUGUUGGUAUUUCCUUUGGUUUUGCUGUGAUAAUAGAGAGAAUGAGGAGUUGUUUGUGAGCUCCUCCACACGGUGAAGAGAUCAGUCUAUGUAUUUAACAGGCUUUGGAGAGGGCACCAGUAAUAAACAUGAACGCAAUGAUACUGGUCAAAUACUACAUUUGUCAACGUAAUUGCAUUGAUGCAAAUAAGUGAAAGUAACAUCCCGUGUUACUUAAACAAUAGAGGUGGUUCAGUGAUACUGUCUUUGCCCCAGCUGAGUGCUAGAAUUGCAGUGAAGGAUGAAGUACCUUCAAGUUAGGCCUGUCCCAACACUAAGAAGAGGGCAACACUUUCCCUUUUCUUCGGUACUUGAGAGUUGGUUUGAUACUUAGCAGAAACUCCCUAUUUUUAGAUACAGUCUCAAGCUAUUACAGCUACAUCAGUAAUAGUAUAUAGAUACACAGUAUUUUGAAUGCACAUUCACAUUAGGCAUCUGUCUACAAAUGUUUUGUACACAAUAUGUUGCCAAUAUUUAGAGUUCUAAAAUAUGUCCCAUGGAUACCUAACUUGGAGCUAAAUAUUCCCGGGCUAUGACAGUAUUAAUGACUUCGUUGUCUCUUUUUUAAAAAAAAAACAAAAACAACAACCAAACCAAAAAAAACCCAAAAAAACAAACAAAAAACGUGUACAUGUGCGUGUAUCACACUCACAGGUACUUGGCAAGUGGGUUUAAGACUACUGUUAAUAGUCUGAGGUAAGAUAGGUAUCUUUUCAGGUGUCCUGUUUUCUUUGGUACAUCUGAAUUGUAGCCGGGUUCUCCACUGUGUUCAUGUGAUGCCCCAAAAAGAAGGCGUGCCACUCUGGGGAAGCCCUUGAAGGAAGGAGACUUUUGUAGCCUUGGAGUAUGUGGACUGUUGUUGAGCUGUUGAUGAUCUUCUGCUGUGAAAGUCAUAGCUAACACUUUUCCAAAAAUAUCAAAGCUAUCAGUGUAAACCAGAGUACCUCACUUGGAAUGGAAAGCUGGGGGCGCUCGCCCCGGUAAGGUGAGCACCAGAGGACUGAACGCCUAGGGUGAGAGAGAGCACAGCAUCUUGCUGCAGUAAGAGACUACUGAAACAUCUAUCAGUUUCAUCAGUUGAUGGUUUGACCAAGGUGUUUUUGAUGUGUAAAGCUUGAAAAAUGAGACACAAUGCUUUCAUACUCUCUGGAGCAUUUAGAAAAAUACCCAACUGACUUUUCAUUGCUACUGAAAAUUUAAAAUACUGUGCAAUUAAAAAGAGACCAUUUUUUAAAAUAAAAAUAAUUUAGAAAUUAUUUAUUUUGAUUUACAGUGUGACUCUUGAUAAUUUAUUCCAUGCAUUAUAAGGCCGUGGUGGAGUGCCAUUUAUAUUUUUUAUUUAUCAUAGGAACUAAAACUGCUGAAAAGAAAAAACAGUACAUUUAAACUUAAAACAAAACAAAAGUCUAUAGCCUUGUUUAGUUUUUUAGAAAAGGGCUGUGGUUUUAUAAAUGUGAAAUCAUGCAUUUUAUAUACUUUGUAAACUUUAGAGAAGCAUAGUUUAAGAAUUUUGUUCAAAUUAAAUAUGUAUGUGCACAUUGUUUAGACUAACCGUGUAACUAAUCCUAAAGUCAUCUGUGUUAAAUGAUUGUUCCAGCUAACCUUUUGCUAGGUAACAUGAGAUGUUUAGACUUCAUCUUUACAUGUUCUAGAAUACAUUUCAUAUAUCUUAACGCUUUGUCAGAAACUGGUGAUCUAGUCACCUGAUCACACAUUAAAUGUCUGUUUGCAUGUGAAUGAUCGUACCGUGUGCUGGGUUUUCCUUGCAGUGCAUUACAAGGUAAUACACUAGUACACAUGAAGUACACAGUAGAUGUUUAUAAAGGCACUAUAUCAAAUACAGCAUGUUGCUCAUGGUCAUGGGUAUGCUAUAAAUAAUUUUCCAGCUUCCAUUUUCAGGUCUUAAAGGGUUGGCAUAACUUGCUCCCAGACGGAGGUGAGAUCUCACUGGUGCUGGCAGGUCUUUUGGCCAGGAUUGCAUUUUGUGGUCCUUGAGAACACCUACAAACCAAAUCUACUUGGAUGCUUAAGCACAUCCAUCCUUGGUGUUCCAAUCUACUCUUCACCUUGUAAAACAAAACCUCUCCGCUUUUUGUAGCUUUUUUCUUUUGGUCUCAGAUGAAGUCUAAUUUACUACAUUAGGUUGGCUGGUUGGUUACUUUUUUUUAUCUGCAUGACAUUCUUAAUGAAACUGGUAUUUAAAAAAUGUUUUACCGGAGUAUUACAGAACAUCCUGCAAGGAAACAGAAUUGCAGAUACAGCAGCAAUAAUUGUGUUUUGUAGUUCUUUUUCCCCUCAUUAUCUCUGUACUUGUGUUGAGUAGGUGAGAUUUUAAUGCUGUCCUGAAGUCCUUUCUGGCAAAAAACCCCAAAACAAUUAGUUAAUAAUGUUUGGGCUACUUGAUAAAGCAAUUGUCAAACUGGCUCUUCAUUCCUUCACUGGUUGUUCUGUAUUAUUUCUGUGAUGUGACUAUUCACAUCUUAAAACCACCUUCUAAACCAUACAAAAAACCAUGUACAUGGAUUCUGCUUUUAGAGAAAAAAAAUAAAGAUUCAUUUUCCUCAUUGA
Messenger RNA from Falco peregrinus (peregrine falcon), 8961 nucleotides. It is a transcript of the gene ZC3H12C, whose product is annotated as zinc finger CCCH-type containing 12C. Lineage: Eukaryota; Metazoa; Chordata; Aves; Falconiformes; Falconidae. Gene Ontology annotation, molecular function: metal ion binding; RNA endonuclease activity; mRNA binding. The transcript is spliced from 6 exons. The record is from RefSeq and is a predicted model, not a curated record. Gene Ontology annotation, cellular component: cytoplasmic ribonucleoprotein granule; nucleus. The coding region runs from base 854 to 3427 and encodes 857 amino acids.